CAACCGCACACACUCCACACGCUCACACACCAUACCAUCACCGUGAGCACCAUUACUUCCAUCUGGGUCUCUCUGCUGGUAGCGUGCUUGAUACUCGGCGUGACGUGUGAUCUGUACACCUGUGACGAGACAGACACCAUCUAUAACAACAACAUCCUCAUCAUCAACAACAUGGCUCAGGCAAGUGCGGCUGCGGCCACGCUUCGGGGAAUCUCGCAGGUCAUCAAGGCUGUGCCGACGUCGGAUGGCGCAGGCGUGCGGCUGAUGCGGACGAUCGGGACGCGCAAGCUCGACUCGCUUGAUCCGUUUCUUCUGCUCGACGAGUUUAAGUCGGACGAUCCGAGCGGGUACAUUGCCGGCUUUCCCGACCAUCCGCACCGUGGCUUUGAGACGGUGACGUACAUGCUUGCUGGGCGGAUGGAGCACAAGGACUCGGUGGGCAACACCGGGAACUUGGUGCCGGGCUCAGUCCAGUGGAUGACGGCCGGCUCGGGCAUCAUCCACUCGGAGAUGCCCAAGAUGGAGGAGGGCCUCAUGUGGGGCUUCCAGCUGUGGUGCAACUUGCCGGCUGCGCAGAAGAUGACUCCGCCGCGGUACCAGGACAUUCCGCCGGAGGAUGUGCCCGAGGUGACGUCUGCGUCGGGCGCGACGGUCCGCAUCAUCGCUGGCGAGUUUGAAGGCUCGCCCGGCGCGGUGACUGGGGUGGCGACGGCCCCGUUCUACUUUGACAUUGCGCUGCCCGAGGCCGAGGCCAGCGUCUCGGUCCCUGUUCCGGAGGGGCACAACGCGUUUGUGUACGUGUUUGAUGGCGAAGUGAGCGUCGAUGGCACGACGGUGCCGUGCCACGCCCUCGGCGUGCUUGACGAUGGCGGCGCGGUCGAGGCGCGGGCCGUAGGCGGGCCGGCGCGCUUCCUGCUUGUCGGCGCCAAGCCGAUCGGUGAGCCCGUGGCUCGCCACGGGCCGUUUGUCAUGAACACCGAUGAGGAGAUCAUGCAGGCGUUUAUCGACUUCCGAAAUGGCGAGCUUGUGCAGCCGCAGUAGGAUUGCCAGUAAAGCAGAGCAGGUGCAGAC
Thecamonas trahens ATCC 50062 is the source of this 1071-nucleotide messenger RNA. RefSeq names its product pirin domain-containing protein. The record is from RefSeq and is a predicted model, not a curated record. Lineage: Eukaryota; Apusomonadida; Apusomonadidae. The transcript has 2 exons. Bases 172 to 1041 code for a protein of 289 amino acids.